UCCUCGCCGCCGAGCCGAACGUUAGCGAACAAACGCAAAAAACAUAAAUGUCAUGAAGUACUAGCGAGGGAGUGUCACUAUAAUCCAAAAUGUUGUCAAUAAAAAGACUCCGAACGUUAACUACGUCGAAAUUUAUAUCAAAAGUGUACCCCGACUUACGAAGCACAGUAACAAAAAAUCAGAUAAAUAAACAUUAUUACUCUAGUUUAGUAGGUUUGUGUAAAUCUGUUACGACUUUGCACCACGUUACAAGUAAAUCAAAAAACCCGUACUUACGUCACUUCAAUGAGGAGUACAAAGCAGUUUGCUUACUGCUACAACGGUCAAAUCUUCCAAAUUUCUACAGUGGGCUCAAUGGAGGCCCCUGCCGUGGAUUGCACACUACAUCAGUGCAAUAUAAAGAAGGGCAAGAAAAUGAUCGAGAUAAAGACAAAAAGAAGAAAGAAGAUGAGAACAUGGGAUCGUUAUUUGUGAAAGCUGCGUUUUGGAUGUUGUUAACAACAUUAUUGAUAAUGUUGAGCUCACUUUUAGUACCAAACGAUAAUACACACAACGAGCUUGUCCGCUAUGUGUCAUGGAAUGAAUUCAUGUACAGUAUGCUGUCUAAAGGUGAAGUGGAGGAGUUGAUAGUCCGGCCAGAUUUAGAAGUAGUCACUAUUGUUUUGCAUGAGGGAGCUAUCAUCAAGGGAAAGAAGGCGCCUCACAGAGUGUACCACAUGAAUGUGGGAGACGUUCACAGGUUUGAAGAAAAACUAAGGGCAACAGAGAAGUCUCUGGGUGUUAAGGAAGGUGUACGAGUAAUAUAUGACAGGAAUGGUGGGGUGGCUAGCAAAUUAAUUACGACCUUAUUGCUAGCGGCCAUUUUGUUGUCUUUCUUUUACUCCUCCAAGUCUUUGAGAAUGAAUAUUAAUCUGGGUGGUUUUAAUCAACUGGGUCGAGCCAAAUUUACCCUGGUGGACUCGAUGGCCGGGCAGGGUAAAGGUGUCAAGUUUGACGACGUAGCCGGUUUGAGGGAGGCGAAGAUCGAAAUCAUGGAAUUUGUCGAUUAUUUAAAGAGACCGGAACGAUACAAAACUUUGGGGGCAAAGGUACCAAAGGGAGCGCUCUUACUGGGCCCACCUGGUUGCGGUAAGACUCUUCUGGCGAAGGCAGUGGCUACGGAAGCCAACGUGCCUUUCCUCUCUAUGAAUGGCUCCGAGUUUAUUGAAAUGAUCGGUGGCUUGGGCGCGGCGAGAGUCAGGGACCUGUUCAAAGAAGCUGCAUCUAGGGCCCCCUGCAUUAUCUACAUUGAUGAGAUGGACGCAGUGGGGCGGGCGAGAACCACCGGCUCUUCAUCGUUCGGCCCUGGUGGCGGUGAGGGGGAGCAAACCCUGAACCAACUGCUGGUGGAAAUGGACGGGAUGAAGAGUAGAGAAGGGGUCAUCGUUUUGGCUUCUACUAAUCGAGCAGACGUUCUAGAUAAGGCGCUUCUGCGGCCGGGUCGCUUCGAUCGGCAUAUUCUGAUCGAUCUGCCCACGCUCCAAGAAAGGGAAGAAAUAUUCGAAAAGCAUCUCAACAGCAUAGUCAUCGAGGAUCUUCCUAAUUAUUACAUAAAGCGGAUGGCGUAUUUAACGCCCGGCUUCAGCGGCGCCGACAUAGCGAACGUGUGCAACGAGGCAGCGUUGCACGCGGCCAGGCACAAAAAGAGCAUUGUCACUGCGGCCGACUUGGAAUACGCCGUUGAAAGAGUCGUGGGUGGCACUGAAAAGAAGAGUCACGCGAUGUCGCCAGCUGAGAAAAAGAUAGUAGCGUACCACGAGUCCGGCCACGCUCUAGUGGGAUGGAUGCUGGAACACACAGACGCUUUACUAAAAGUGACUAUAGUGCCAAGAACAAAUAUGUCUUUGGGAUUUGCACAAUACACGUCGUCGGAUCAAAAAUUGUACUCCAAAGAGGAGUUAUUUGAUCGGAUGUGUAUGGCGCUCGGGGGCAGAGCGGCGGAGGCGAUUACGUUCAACUCAAUAACAAGCGGUGCACGAAAUGAUCUAGAAAAAGUCACCAAAAUCGCCUACGCUCAGAUAAGAGUAUAUGGAAUGUCACCAGUAGUGGGUCUGGUUUCAUUCCCUGACAUGAAGGAGCGCGGCAAGAGUCCUUUCAGCAAGACUCUAAAGAACCUCAUGGACCUGGAGGCAAGGAAACUUAUCGCCAAAGCCUAUUACAGAACCGAAGAAAUUCUCAAACAAAAUAGGGACCUAUUGAAAACGCUAGCGGAAGAAUUGUUGAGAAAGGAGACCCUGAACUUCGACGAAGUCAAAGCAAUAUUGGGGCCACCGCCGUUCCCGCGAAAAAAGUUCAUAGAUCCCAUUGAAUUCGAGAACAGCUUAAGGAACUUGGAAAAAGCGGCAAAUCCCGAAACCGACCUCCCAGUGGGAGCACCUUCGGCCAAACCUGAGUCUGGCUCUGCAUGAUUUCGACUGCCUGUUUUGAUAAACUAUUGUAAUUAAUCUGUUUAUAUUGUUUUAUUGUAAGAUCAUGUUGUAAACUAGUCCAAAAUGCAAUAGAAUUUAAACC
Hyposmocoma kahamanoa is the source of this 2550-nucleotide messenger RNA. It is a transcript of the gene Spg7, whose product is annotated as paraplegin. Gene Ontology annotation, biological process: mitochondrial protein processing; protein-containing complex assembly. Gene Ontology annotation, cellular component: m-AAA complex; membrane. Gene Ontology annotation, molecular function: ATP binding; ATP-dependent peptidase activity; ATP hydrolysis activity. The coding region runs from base 90 to 2447 and encodes 785 amino acids. Lineage: Eukaryota; Metazoa; Arthropoda; Insecta; Lepidoptera; Cosmopterigidae. The record is from RefSeq and is a predicted model, not a curated record. The transcript has 16 exons.